Messenger RNA from Ictalurus furcatus (blue catfish), 4896 nucleotides. RefSeq names its product KAT8 regulatory NSL complex subunit 1a (gene kansl1a). Bases 974 to 3994 code for a protein of 1006 amino acids. The transcript has 14 exons. The record is from RefSeq and is a predicted model, not a curated record. Lineage: Eukaryota; Metazoa; Chordata; Actinopteri; Siluriformes; Ictaluridae. Gene Ontology annotation, molecular function: histone acetyltransferase binding. Gene Ontology annotation, cellular component: NSL complex.
UAUCUAGAAGAAUGGAGGUUAUUAUAAGAGCAAGGAGGGGAGUAAAUCUGAACGGACAUAUGAGUGUGAUGAUCGGGUGUGCACAAACUUUUGGACAUCUAGCCCGCGUCAAAACAGCAUGGCUGUGCUGUGGUAUGGUAUGGUGUAGUGUGGUGGUACACUAUUGGGUAGGGUAGAGUGCGGUUUGGGAUGUGGCCAAUUUCACAACGCGUAUUUCCGGUUUGAAGAAAAACAAAAAAAAAGAAGAAAAGAGAGAGAGAGAGAGAGAGAGAGAGAGAGAGAGAAAAAAGUAAGUGCACGCGCGCGGGCGCGCCCUCUAGCGGCCCAUGUGCGUGCGCACGCUUGUAAUGUGGCGGCGGCGGCGCGUGAGGCAUGUCUUCUCCCGCCUCUGCGUGCGCUGUUUGGCCAAAGCAGUGGAGUGGAGAGGAGAAGACAUGAACCGGCCGCCAUCUUCCGCGCGCUUCUCCCUCUAACGAUGAUUCAAAACUAUUCCGAAAUCGGUGAUCUUCAGCACAGCAAUCCUGUCGAUAAGGGCGCGUAGUGACGGAUCUCACACCCCGAGGCGCAGAACGGUGCUUCUCCGUCGUAUGGAAAUUCGCAUUUUGUUGUUGUUCGCGUGUAAAGACGCCGAGCGGACGCCGAGCUCGCAGCCUCGUCAGCUUCGCCCAUUUCGUGAUCACGGAACCAGACCGAAAGGGCGCGUGAAUGAACGCGGGUUUUUACACAGAAGCGGAUUUUACACGCAGCAGGACAUGCUCCAGAAACCUGCUUGUUUUGGCCUAGCGUUGAUUUCUUUAUUAUUAUUAUUAUUAUUGUUGUUAUUGUCAUUUCCCCUCGUUUAAAGUGCGCGUUUUAAACUGAAACGAGUGCGGAAUCGCUGCCGAAAUUCCCUCGCGCCCGUCACGUGGCUCUAUAGGUGGGCUGGCGUUGACGAGUGCAGAAGCAGGCUGCUGUGCCCUUACUGCGGCCCUGCAUGGCUGCGAUGGCGCCCGCUCUGACCGACGCCCCGGCCGAAGCCCGCCAUAUCCGCCUCAAACUGGCUGCAGAGAGCAACGGAAACUCCACCAACCUUCUCCUGUCUUCAUCGAUCUCCCCAUCUGAUACAGCGGGAACUAACGGCAAACGUCACCACGAGGACGGCUGUCGUCGCUGCUGCAACGGCAAGGAGUCACUGUCUGAGCCACUGAGUCUGGGCAAGUUGCAGCCACUGGUGGCCUCCUAUUUGUGUUCGCAUGUUGGUCCAGUAGCUGAAGAGGGUGUCCUGAUCAAGCCAUCGGUGCUCAAGAGCCGUGGCCUGCUGAACGGAGAUCUGCUUCUACGUACUGCACUGAGUGGCGGCCAGCCAAAGAGUCUCGUCAACGGAGGAGGAGCAGGAACGGGGGCAGGAAGAGGAAGCGCGAUGGUCCCAGUCAACGGACUGGCCAAGAAAGCUGCUGUGCCCAGCACCGCACUGCCUGAGAAGGGCAGUGUGGCCCCGUUGAACGGAGACAAUGCUAAACCUCCUACUUGUGCUGGAGCUUUGUUACCUCAAUCGUCCAAGUCUGGAGAAGUGAUACCAGCUGUAUCUGUACCGAGGGCAGAUUCCAAGCACCCGAGAGAGCUGGGUGAUUUGCAUAGCAGGGCGCCAGAAGAUACAGGUGUCAAUGGCUCACAAGAGAAUCCACAGUUCAAAUCUGAAGCGCCCCCUAGUGACUGGCCGCACGCUUGCCGGGCUGGAGCUCUUCCUGGGACAAAUAGUAAAAAUGUCCCACUUGAUGCCCCUCAGAGCUCAACCUUGUGCCAACAUGGCUCUUCUCCAUCCUCCCCUUCCCCUUCUUCUGGUGUAGAGGCGCUAAUCCUUCGCGAGCGAGCGCAGCAGAGCCAGCGCAGGCAGGCUGACAUCUCAACACGGAUGCAGCGCCUAUGCAAGAGGCUUCAGGUGGUUCAGGCCAAGCAGGUUGAGCGUCAUGUCAAACAGCAGCUCACGGGCUUUUUGCGCCACACCUCCGCCUCCAUACAGGACUCCGUGGCAGAGCUCCUGAAAGACGGCUCCUUCUCCUCGGAGCUGGAGAAACUGCACCUAAGUGGCACCACCAGCUUGCAUGUGGCGGAGGCGCAGUUUGACUCUGAUGCCACCGAGAGCAGCUCCGGUGGUGAAAGUGACAUGGAGGAAGAGGAACUUGCCAGAGUGGAUACUGAGCAGCGGCAUGUCAAACUGUGGAGAAGAGCGGAAGGCCGCUUCGCACUAGAAAGGGCCUCAAUCAUAAGCCGUUGGACGUGGCUGCAGGCGCACAUCUCGGACCUGGAGUACCGCAUCCGCCAGCACACGGAUAUCUGCCGGCAAAUCCGCGCCAACAAGGGAUCAGUGGAGCUGGGAGAUUCCUCCCAAUCAUACCAAACCAAGACAGAAAAGGUGAAGCCCCAGCAUGCUACAGUGGACCUCAGCCAAACCAGCAGAUUUCAGAGUGACAGAUCUAUGAAUGAAUUCUUCCACAGCUCGGCUGAUGUAUCAGAUGCUAAGCAUUAUCCGUCACCGGAGAGUGGCUAUUCAGCUGCACGCGUUCGACCUCUGAUCAGCUGUAAAAGACGACGCCUCAUCCAACCCGGCAUGCUUCAGAACCUCAACAGGAAGGUACAGAGAGUGUGUUCCCCAACAAGACCGUGUGACGUGAACAGUGCGUGUGUGAUGUGUGGGGGCAGUCAGCUCCACCCUAAAGCAGAGCGACAGUUCGAGUGCCCUCUGGUGGAGGCUGUGGCCCUUCAGGACCCCAGCGUCCAUCCUACACUGUCCCUGCAGUCAGACAUGCAUCUCAGUAUACAGCUUCAAAGAGUGCUGAAGUCUCACUGGCAGAGCCGGCACAUGGAGAAAGUCAAGCCUCUGAAAAAGAUGUCGCUCAAACACAAGCUCUCGCACUACUCCUCCUCCUCCUCAUCUGCACUAUCCAAGCACAAGUUUAGGCUUUCCAACUCGCCCAUGGCUGCCAUCAGGUUCGCCAGCAAUAAGAGCCGAACAGAGAGGGCACGAAAACAGGGUGAGGCUGGCAUCCGCUUGACCAAGGUUGACGCACACACCCCCUGCAGGACGGGGCGGCUUCUGGACAGGAGCCUCAACCGGAAGAGGGCCAGGGAGAACUCGCUGGACCGAACAGAGUCCCCAAAGCUGCAGUUUGAUACAGGAAGCCCUUAUCCGCCCGUAUCUCAGUCAAGCAUCCAGCCAUCCACCCCCAGCACCGUGAGCAGACAGAUGUGUCUGCCCAGUGACAGCUCCACACCUCUGGGCCCCAGCAUUCAGACUGGCUCCUGCUCUAUGCCAAUUAGAAAGCGGAGAAGUGAAAACUCAUUUGAUAUCAACAACAUAGUCAUCCCCAUGUCCGUGGCUGCCACUACCAGAGUGGAGAAGCUUCAGUACAAGGAGAUCAUCACACCAAGCUGGAGGGAGGUGGACGUGUUUUCUCAACCCCUCGCCGAGGAAGACGAGAAUGUAGAGGUGGAGGACUUGUCUGACGCUGCGUUUAUGCAGCUCCAUCAGAAGUGUGAGGACCAGGAGCGCAGCCGCUGGAGAUGGACCGCCCUCACUCCAGCCAAGAGGAGAGGCAGCAGGUCGUACAAGUCUCUGGACGGUCGGACAACUCCGUCUCUGAGUGGAACGAACCCGUCCACUCCACAACCGUCGUCUCCAGACACUGGACACUUCCACCUGCUGCAGGACUACGGGCCUGUUCCAUCACCCCUCAGCCCUCCCAGCCCUGAUACACCCUGCUCUCGUGAUGCACACACACCCUCAUCAAGGGACUCAUACACACCUCACAUGAGAGACACGCACCGGGCGGUGUACAGCGAAGACACGCGUUGUUCGACACCAGACUGCACCUAUGAGGAGAGAACGGUGCAGCCAUGGGAGCGCAGGAGCUUCCCCCUCUCUGACGACCCAGUGAUGGAACCCAAAGUGGACCCGCGACCACAUCAGAGAUUCAGCUGCGGGGCCGAAUCAGAGAGCGAAACUUCAUCAGCCUAACAACAGUCUCCAGCACACAGCCCCACCCAAACUGCGGGGGGGCCCAUAAAACCACACCCCUUCUGGCAUUAACCGAAACGAAAAAAAGAACUCGUAUUAAAACAAAACAAAAAAAAAAACAAUAAAUAAAUAUAUUAAAGAACUUCUGUUGUUUGAUAUUCAAACAUCAGCCAAAUAUUUUCACAGUUUUUAGUGAAUAUUAAGGAACGUAGAAACUUAAACCUGUCUCAUGAAGCUCUUUUCUCACAGAAAAACUUUAAAUGUAUUAAAAAAAAAAAACAAACAAAACAAACAAAAAAAAAAACAUUAAUCUUCUGAUAGUCAGCUAAACUAUGUUCUUGGUGUGGUAUUCUAACCUGUCAGGUGAACACUUUGUAGCGCACUAUGUAGCAGACAUCUCGAAGGGGGCUUGACCAAAGGGUGUUUCCCUGCUGACUAGUUUGUGUAUGCUUGUUAUGUGGAGUGAUGACCAAAACCAGACAAAAUAGGUUUUUCUCAUUAAUCUUUACUAAUAGACACAUCAAAUGUAUCUUCCUCAAUAGAGUACACAUCGUCAACUAGAAGCACUUCGUAGGACGUCUCUAUGUAUCACACAAUUCCCAUCCCUGUUGCACUCACGACUCCGGUUUCACUCCAACAUGCUCUUGUACACUGAUCUGUCCCCAGUCUGAGCUCAUUUAUGUCUGGCAAGUCACCAAUUAUACGUUAAAACCAUACAUUCUUCCUCUGUAAAUGGAAGUCUUUGAUACAUCAUGUAGAGUAUUUACAGCUGGGCUUUUUAAUGAUACUUCAGUCCAGGAUGUGAAAAGAUUAUUUAAGCAGAAUUUCAAUAUCAACUGUGUGUCUUCACCUUUUUGUUUUUUCUUUUUUCAAAUUUUUUUUAAAAUAUUUGCUCAAAAUCA